AUGGAGAAUCCCGACACUCCUACGGAAAUCGCGAAACAUAUUUCUCACGCGGGAAUCACGUUCGAAGUCUUUCGUCCAGAGGAACUGCCCGGCAUACCAAUCUUCGGUGACCCUGGGCAGCGGCGGAACAACAACAACAACGGCAACAAUAAAAAGCGAAAAGCUGACGAGGAGGAGGAAGGCUGGGAAAAGCGCAGGCGUACUACCAUUGAGAACGAAUUGUUCGAUAGUGUGUUCAUCGGUUUGGAAACGCAGGUUUGCAACGGGGGAGUACGCUUACCAAGGUUACCGGAUUGGUUAAAUGCGGUACGCGAGGAUCAGUGGGAUACGCGGGCGCCGGGAGUGUUCCUCGUUCGGCCUUCUUUGGAGGACUUUCGAAGCCGAUUUGUGGAAAUGAUGGGCGUUCUAGAAGCGAUUGGGGUGGAGAUGGGCGUUGUGAAGGUUAAGAUUCCUGAAGGAUGGAAUGAUACUCCGCCAAUCCCUUCCUCGGAGAGCGAUCGUGCCCCACCAGAUCUUGAACUCUACACCAUGACCCAGCGGCUACCCCUUCACCCUUCCUCAAAAUCAAACUUAACCCCAAUAUACCAUGUAACUUCCUCCACCAAGCGUACAAUACCAGCAUCGCAAUGGCGAGAAAUUAUCCAAGCCUCGACCCGACCGACCGCCGCCCUAUCGGAGACUAAAAUGUGCUUCCGAGGUCGUCAGUGGAAAAACAUCCUCACUGGAAUACCGCGGGACGGCCCAACCCAAUACUCCUCAGACAAUGACAUAACGGACGACUUACGCAGAUACCUCUCCCUCUCCGAUCCGAAGCUAACAUUGCUCCCGGGUAACGUCCUCCACGACAACAUAACCGCCGUGACAGGGAUCCAAACACCAUACCUAUACAUCGGCCAGGCGUACACCAUGUUUGCUCUACAUACGGAAGACUACAACGCACUAUCCCUGAACUACCAACACUCCGGCGCGCCCAAAUCAUGGCGCGUCUGCUCGCCACGGAGCUUCACCGCCCUGGAAGACUUUAUCGCAGCGAGCAUCCCCAAUGCCGGGAAUUGCUCGCAGUUUGUCAGGCAUCAGAGUAUCUAUCUACCCCGGGAGACGCUUGAGGGAGCGGGUGUGAGGAGUAUACUUGUUCGACAGUUUCCGGGAGAAUUGGUGAUUACUUGGCCGCUGGCCUACCAUCAGGGGUGGAACGAGGGGGUUAAUGUUAACGAAGCGUGUGGAUAUGGGAACGAGAGGUGGAGAGAGUUGUUCCCCGAAAAAGCGAGGAGAGUAAAAGAGGGUAGGGGUGUCGGUGGGGGAAGUGUUUAUAGGGCUUGUGGUGGGAGGUGUGUGGGCGGAGAAGAACCGGUUCGUUUAGUUUAUAGGGGGGAGAGUGAUUGGGCGGUUUAAGGAAGGGGAGAACUGUACAUAUACGCUUGCGACUUGUGACAUAUGGGAACUGUGUGUACUUGUACGUGUGUAUUUCUGGAGAGACGUGGAUACUAGGCAUCGGUAAUGGGAUUGUUAAUCAAUAAUAUUAUGGUGGGUUAGUUGAUGG
This is a messenger RNA of Tuber melanosporum (Perigord truffle), 1540 nucleotides long. RefSeq lists its product as uncharacterized. Lineage: Eukaryota; Fungi; Ascomycota; Pezizomycetes; Pezizales; Tuberaceae. Gene Ontology annotation, molecular function: histone H3K9 demethylase activity; histone H3K36 demethylase activity. The coding region runs from base 1 to 1392 and encodes 463 amino acids. Gene Ontology annotation, biological process: chromatin remodeling. The transcript is spliced from 3 exons. Gene Ontology annotation, cellular component: nucleus. The record is from RefSeq and is a predicted model, not a curated record.